This is a messenger RNA of Cooperia oncophora, 829 nucleotides long. Lineage: Eukaryota; Metazoa; Nematoda; Chromadorea; Rhabditida; Trichostrongylidae. The record is from the annotation of a GenBank genome assembly.
AUGAUCGGGGAUUUUGCGACAACGCGGCAUUCCAUAGGGAUGGAAGCUGUACAGUUCUGGAUGAAUGAUAUGGAAUCCUACUACCAUGAUACUCUGGACAUGAAGAUUAUCGACGGUGCAUUCUACAGCAUGCUAAGACACUGGCUUGCUUCUAAACACAACAACCCUUGGGCCGAAGAUCUUUAUUGGAGUGAAGAGGAGAAUGGCAGCGUGACACUGAAGAGCUUCCGGUUCUUGCUUGGUAUGCGUGAUAUCUCGUCCACUACAGACCAGAUGGAUGCUACACUGAUGUUCAGAGAGAGUUUCAACAUCACCACAUUCAUGCCCUUAUGGUUAUUCACCGAUCAGUACGCUAUUAUCAUUCCAAACACUGUACAAAACAUCAUAAUCGCCUUGUCGUGUAUGAUUAUUAUUGCAUUUGUUCUCAUCCCACAACCGAUGUGUGCUUUCUGGGUCGCGUUGGCUUGCGGUUCAAUAGAUUUUGGUGUAGUCGGGUAUAUGACCCUAUGGGGCGUGAAUUUGGAUGCAAUUUCGAUGAUCACUAUUAUAAUGUCUAUUGGUUUCUCUGUUGACUAUUCGGCACACAUAACAUACGGAUAUGUGGUUUCGGAAGCUCUCGUUCCAAGGGAUAAAGUUCGCGAUGCGUUGGCCUCACUAGGAUGGCCACUCUGUCAGGGCGCGCUGUCCACUAUCAUUGCCGUGUCUGUGCUUGCCGAUGUUCCUGCCUACAUGAUUGUUACCUUCUUCAAAACGGUAUUCCUUUCAAUAUCGAUCGGUCUGCUCCACGGUCUUGUGUUCCUGCCAGUUUCUACUGUCCUUUCGUCAGAGG